CACUCACAACCUUGUCAAUCGCCAUCGCUCAGUACACGUACACAUUCUUAUCAUUCGCACAUUGACACGUCGUUAGCUUAGUUGUCGUUGCUGCGCUCACUAUACAUAAGCCGUUGCCAUACACAGUAUCAGUGCAUCGUUGAUUACCAGAUCGCUAGCCAAACACGUACGUAGUACUCGUACGUGCGUGUGCACACGUUCGGAAAGUCUUCGAGCGGCGCGCGGCAGCGGGAAUGGAGGUCGGCGAGGCGGGUGCGCAGCAAGGGCGGGCGCUGGCAGCUGCGGCGCCGGAGCAGUGGCGAGGCGCCGUGGAGGCCGCGCUGCCGGGCACGCCGGCGGGCGCCGCGUGGGCGCACGUCGCCAGCUUCUUCUCCGCUCACCGCUACCUCCCUGGCAUCGACGUGUGCGAGCGCGUCGUCACGGGAGCCGGCUGCGAGGAGGACGACGACGGCCGGCUGCCGAUCGCCCCCGGCUGCGUCCGGCACGUGGCCUCGAGCGCCGCGGGGCUGUGGGCGCGCGAGGAGCUGCUGGAGGCGGACCACGCCGCGCGGCGCCUCCGCUACGCCGUGGUCGACAGCAACAUGGGGUUCGGCCGCUACGUGGCCACGCUCCGCGUCCUGGGCCUCGACGGCGGCGAAGGCGGGUGCAUGAUCUCGUGGGCGUUCGAGUGCGACGCCGUGGAGGGCGAGGGGUGGAGCGAGGCGGCGCUCGUGGCGCGCCUCGGCGCCAGCGUCAAGGGCAUGGCCGAGAGGGUGCAGCAGCUCGCCGCGGUGCCUCAGUAGCUGUCGCCGGCGCCCGACGUGGCCGUCGCCGACGGUGAUUCGUUUUGGAUGAAUGCGUGCACUGGUUUAGUUAGCUGAGGCGCUAGCUUUUGACGUGUGGUGCUUAGAUUCCAUUCCAUUGUCAUGUGCGCAGUGGCCGUCGCUGCUGCCUUUGAGUUCUCAAUUUCUUGGGCACCCUAAUUUCCUUAUCGUUUUUUAAUUAGACGCUAAUUUUCUUUAUCGUUGAUGUGUAAUAGAUGGAGACAUUUGUCCAAUCACAGAGGAAAUAAUAAAAAUGGAGCCUAAA
This is a messenger RNA of Triticum urartu, 1068 nucleotides long. RefSeq lists its product as uncharacterized. The record is from RefSeq and is a predicted model, not a curated record. Lineage: Eukaryota; Viridiplantae; Streptophyta; Magnoliopsida; Poales; Poaceae.